Patella vulgata (common limpet) is the source of this 927-nucleotide messenger RNA. Its product is annotated as tubulin alpha-2/alpha-4 chain-like. NCBI's taxonomy places the organism in Eukaryota, Metazoa, Mollusca, Gastropoda, Patellidae. The transcript has 3 exons. Gene Ontology annotation, biological process: microtubule cytoskeleton organization; mitotic cell cycle. The coding region runs from base 1 to 927 and encodes 308 amino acids. Gene Ontology annotation, molecular function: GTP binding; structural constituent of cytoskeleton. The record is from RefSeq and is a predicted model, not a curated record. Gene Ontology annotation, cellular component: cytoplasm; microtubule.
AUGCUGCGUGAGUGUAUCUCUGUUCAUAUCGGCCAGGCUGGUGUCCAGAUGGGCAAUGCCUGUUGGGAGUUGUACUGUUUGGAACAUGGUAUCCAGCCUGAUGGUCAGAUGCCUUCAGAUAAAACUAUUGGAGGUGGAGACGAUUCCUUCAACACAUUCUUCAGUGAGACGGGAGCUGGUAAACAUGUACCAAGAGCUGUUUUUGUUGACUUGGAACCAACGGUUGUUGGUCCUACCUACACCAACUUGAAUCGUUUAAUUGGUCAGAUCGUCAGCUCCAUCACCGCCUCUCUACGAUUUGAUGGAGCCCUUAAUGUUGAUCUUACUGAGUUCCAGACCAACUUGGUUCCCUAUCCACGUAUCCAUUUCCCUCUUGCUACCUAUGCUCCAGUUAUCUCUGCUGAGAAAGCCUACCAUGAACAACUUACUGUGGCUGAAAUCACCAACGCCUGUUUUGAACCUGCCAACCAGAUGGUAAAAUGCGAUCCUCGUCAUGGCAAGUACAUGUCUUGCUGUAUGUUGUACCGAGGAGAUGUUGUUCCCAAGGAUGUAAAUGCCGCUAUCGCCACCAUCAAGACCAAGAGAACCAUCCAAUUUGUUGACUGGUGUCCAACUGGUUUUAAAGUCGGUAUCAACUACCAACCACCAACUGUUGUACCAGGAGGUGAUUUAGCCAAGGUACAGAGAGCUGUUUGUAUGUUGAGUAACACUACUGCUAUUGCCGAAGCUUGGGCUCGUCUAGAUCAUAAAUUUGAUCUGAUGUACGCUAAAAGAGCUUUCGUCCAUUGGUAUGUUGGUGAAGGUAUGGAAGAAGGUGAAUUCUCUGAAGCUAGAGAAGAUUUAGCUGCUCUAGAGAAAGAUUAUGAAGAAGUUGGUGUUGAUUCUGUUGAAGGUGAAGGAGAAGAGGAAGGUGGAGAAGAAUAUUAA